This is a messenger RNA of Schistocerca americana (American grasshopper), 6411 nucleotides long. RefSeq names its product nucleoporin Nup188 (gene Nup188). Lineage: Eukaryota; Metazoa; Arthropoda; Insecta; Orthoptera; Acrididae. The transcript is spliced from 25 exons. The record is from RefSeq and is a predicted model, not a curated record. The coding region runs from base 197 to 6163 and encodes 1988 amino acids. Gene Ontology annotation, biological process: RNA export from nucleus; protein import into nucleus. Gene Ontology annotation, cellular component: nuclear pore inner ring. Gene Ontology annotation, molecular function: structural constituent of nuclear pore.
GUUGUGGCGCUAUCGCGGGUGUAAUGUAUUUAGUACAUCGUGAGUUUGUGUAUGGAAUUUUCAUGUAACUGAAAUCUUUAAAUGAGUAACAAGUCUUUUUAACGCAAUUGUAUGUUAUUUAGUCCCACUGUGGCGUGUGCAAAAACAGUAAACAGUCUGAGUGUUUAUAAUGAGAUUGAGGUUAUAGCAAGUAAACAUGGAAUUGCCAGACGAUACAGUGUACUGCAAGUCAUUAUGGACCUUGUUAUCUGGUUCUAUUUAUGACAUUUCUAGUGAUGCUGUUGAUGAUGAGCUUGAUAAAGCCCAGCCUCUUUUAAAAAAUGGGUUGAAUUACUAUAAGAGGGCAAAAGAACCAUCUGAUGAUCUCCUAAAAUCAAAACUUUCUGCUCCAGUCUUUAAGUUUGUUACCACAUUAGGAAGUUUUCUGGAUCUUGAUGCUGUGAAAGCAUGGAAUCUGUUGUCGAUUUAUUUACUUCAUGAGUUCCAUGGGUCUGUGACUGGGUUGCAACAGUUUGUUGAAAAUGAUGAUCUUACUGAGAACUUAAUAUAUGAUAUUUGGACAUUUUACAGAAGUGAAAGAAUAUUUUUGUUGAAAUGUAUUAACUAUAUUCUUAUCCAUCACGAUGAUGAUAAACAUCCAUUUAAGAACAAUUUCAGCCGUAUUAUUACAUCUUUUGAAGACCUCUACAGAUCUUUAAUUGAUCAGCUAACUGUUCUGACAAAUGAAGAUGGCCCUACAACAAAAAAGUAUGGUCCCCUUAUGGUUGAGAGGUAUAAAAGGAUGUGGGUUUAUUCAAACCUCAGAGAGCAGAUUGAAGUUCUUCAUAAUUUAAUAUUGGUUACUGAUGUAUUGGAAACUCGCAAUGCAGAAGAUUUUGCAGGAAUCCUGAGACUGUGCUCUGAAAAUGGAUUUGGAGAGCAAAAAGAAGCUUGGAAACUCCUCACUGAUGUCCCAGAUGAACCUUGCAAAAUUAUUGGCUUCUUACAGAAUGUACUUCUCUUACGUACUUUCAACUACGAAUCAGCUUGUAACAAGAAACUUUAUGAAAACACAAAUGUGUUUUGCUUAAUAGAAGACCAGGUUACAUCUCUGGGACAUGCUGAAGAACAGUCUCCAGUGAUGCUAGUUUGGGGACUCGUAAAUGCACUUUGUAAUCCAGAUGUGCAUUUGUUAGAAUCGUACCAGCUACUUUCUGAGCUAGCUGUAAGAUUAGGUGUAUUUCAGUACUUGAAAAAAUGCAUUGAAAGUGAAAUAUUUCAGGAUGUUACCAAACUAUCAGCAGUUGCAUACCGAACUGUAUAUUUACUUCUGCUGGUCAUUGCAAAUAAUUUUGAUGAAAAUACAAUAUGCUGCAUGAAGGGAUUGAGUGAUCUCAUUGGCUCGGUGCUAGAUCAUCCAACAAUAGUUGAUACUUAUUGGAAAACAAGAAAAAAUCAUGGCCUGAGGCUUUUAUGUGAGCUUCUUGCUCUCAAAUUUCCCAUCGGACAAUUCUUACCAUUUGCUAGAGUUGUUCAGGCAUUAUCUUCUGAUAGUGCAGACAGUGCUCGGAAGAUACAUUCAGAGUUAGUGAGGAUGGAACGGUUUGGCGAUAUUGUAAGUGAAGAAGAUAUGAACAGGAAUAUUUGUCAAGAAUCAUCGGACACUUGGAGACUUCAGGGCACUAGAAAGCCAAUGAAAUUCUCAAAUUUUCUUCUUCAAAACACUCGAGGUACAUUCAUUGCACCUCCGUUGAUCAGCUGGCAUGUUGAGAAUUUCAGUUUUUAUGAAGCUGUUUAUAAUGAGCAAAAGGCCCUGGUUGAAGAGAAGUUAUCAAGUGAUGAUGGUGACCUGUCAAGUGCUGAAGAGAAUGUGCUAACAGGACUUCAUAUAAUCAACAACAUGCUUCUAGCUAAAGUGGAUUUAUGUCCCGAACUUACAAAUGCUGUCAACUACACUGUCACAAUGAUUACUAGAUUCAAAAGAAUUAAGCGAGCUUCAGCUAAGGUAUUCAGCUCAUGCUUAGACAUAAUGACCACACUUGCGUCACAAGACCGAAUGAAAGUUUAUACAGUUCUGAAACAGCUACAGAUAUUUCCAACAUUAGAGAAUGCCCCAUUAAAUCUUACACUCAUAUCGGGCAAUUAUCUGUAUGUCAGAACCAUUGGUGACUGGCUUUAUAAUGAAGAAUGCCCAAGUGGCACUUACGCAUUAUUGAAAUCUUAUUUAAAUUUCUUGUAUAAGAUUAUCAAGCCUAACACAACUGUUACAUCAGAAGAAAAGACAUAUGCCUACAGUGAAUUGGUUUUACCAGGACUUAUUUUCAUUUUGAAUGAAGUAUUCCCUCGAUAUCAAACAUGGAAUUAUGUGUCUGAUUGUGAUCAGCUGUCCAUUGGAGUUACAUGCAUGAAAGUAUUCCAUGAGUUGCUUUUGGUGGGAGAGGUAACAAAUGGCCCAGAAACCACUUACCUUCAUUUGUUUAGAAAGCUUAUCCUGCAUAGUGUUCUACACACACCAAGUGGAUUUGCACUCCUAAAGAUUGUCGCCACAGGUGAUCCAGCAAUACAAGGAAAAGUGGAGCAUCAGUAUCAUUGGGACAUCCACAAACCUACAAAUGCCAUCUACAUAGUUCAACUGUCAUUGUCUUUGCUCAACCGAGUAAUGUUAUUGAAACAUCUUGUUCAGGAUGAACCACUUACAUCACAGUUGGAAAUGGAGAUCUAUAAUAGCCCCUUAAAGGAGACCAGUUUGAAAGUAAUUCAGAACUUAACAGGAUACAUCUACCACUGUUUCAACCCAAGUAUACCAAUAUUAGCUGUAAAACUUUUGAAGAGAUUUGCCAUGGAAUCUCCAAGAAAUCUUUUCCCUUGUAUGGCAAAGGAGGGUGAUAUUGUGAGAGAGAUGUUUGUGAGACAUUUGGAAUCACACAUUGUUAGUGAUUCACUUAAAGAAGCACUUUUAGAGUUGGUGAUAGCUUGUUGUGAUACUCAGCCUGGAAUAACUGAGUCUCUUUUCCAUGUCUAUGCAUCUCCAGAUAUCACAACAUUUGGCAAAAAAGCUAAGAAUGAUACCAAACCAUCUGGAGGAAUUUUAGUUUUUGUUUGUUCAGUUCUUUCCAGACUGAAAGAGGAGCCAUUGCUAAUCAAUUCAGGUCUUUAUAAUGUUGUUGUUGAUUUGAUUUGUACCAUAUGGCUGGGAGAGAUGGUCUCUGUUAUAGAUCACCUUAGAUCGAAAGAAAACUUUUGGGCCAAUUUUUGUUGUCCUUUGUUUUGUGAUCCAGGAGAAUACUCCAAAGCAUAUCCAAAGAUUUUUAAUGUUUUAACCGUUGAAUUAUAUCGCUUCAAAGGACAAAACUGCAGUGAGGUUACAAAAUCACUGAAAUCAUUUUUUAAGGAGGAUGCUUCCUACUUAGAAAAUUGGUCAUUGUGUAUAUCAUCUUUGCUUGUGGAGAGCCUAGAACCAAAAUGGAACAUUGGUUUGAAUAAAGCAAUAUUUGGAAUAGCUGCUGAGAAACACCAUAAUGUUGGCAACAUCGAAGAGUGUGAAGAACAUGGAUUACGAAGUGCAAGUGAUGCCCAACCAGGCUCUUCAGCAGUCAACAAAACAGUUUCUCCUGGCAAAAGAAAGCCUGAGGACACCACAUCAACUAGUGGAAUCACUCCUGGAGCAGAAAGAAGUGGGAAAAGAGCAAUGACAGAUAACGCUGACAACUCACAAAGUAGUAAAAGUAAAUUAGUGCCACAGACUCGUAGAAAGGCUAUUGAAAACAAUAUUUAUAAAAAGAAGCAAACAGGAGUUAGUUUGGAUAUGGAUGAAAAGAUAAAGCUCCUCACAUCAUGGAAGCAAUUUCUUGCCAUGGUUCUAAAACAUGCAGAAAUAUCAAUGUCUGCAUAUCAGAAGGAGUUAUUGUCACAUGAUUUAAUGAGUGUUUUACAACUGGAGGUGGGAAAUGAUGAUGCACGGCUGUUUACUAUUUUGGCGGAAGCGUAUCUGCUUGUAGUUAAUGAGUGGCAUUGCACAUGCCACUGCAAUAAAGAACUUACAAAAGUGCAGUUAAUGAAUCUGCUUCAGUACCUAGUUGUUUCAUAUUCAGUCAUGACACAAAAUGUACGAGAACUUAUAUUGACAUUGUGCAUCCAGUUGUAUGGAAGGUGUAGUAAGCAACUCCAAGAAGAUGACUUUGCAUCUGAAAGUACAUUAUAUGCAAUAUCUUCUAUUGUGACUUUUGAAAUGACAAGCUUGGAGAAGCCUGUUAUUAAAGAAGCAAUGACAGAAGAAGGGAAACAUGGUUCAAAGGAAAUCGAAAAUUGGCUUAAUACCUCAGAAGUAGCAUCAUCUAAAGAAACUGAAAAAGCUGGAAGCUGCAUUCUUUCAUUAUGUCUUCUUCGCAAAUUUUUGAUGCAAUUUCAGGGAAGACAAAUCUGGCUUAAUAAUUACAGAUGUUCAAGUUUAAUCCCAACACUGCUUCAGACAUAUGGAAGAAUUCUGUCUCACAUACGUGAAAUAGGCAUGGUUGCUCGUCAUUUUAAUAUUGCAGUUUCAUUAAUCGAUGUGUUGCUGUUGCUGCUGAAUAAAAAUUUCUCUGGUGCUCUUCUGCACAUGGAUAUGAAGUCGGCCAUGUGGCUCGAGCUGUUACCACCAAGAAAGCUGGACAGUGAUUUCUGGGCGGAAACACCUUGGACGUUGGUCUACGGGCCAUCUUUAGAUGUUCUCACAUGGAUGCUGACAUCACAAGGUCAUCAUUUCCUGGAAGAUGCCAUAUCAUUUGCAGCAAUUCAUGAAGAGUACCUUACAAGUGCAAUUCUUACUGUCAGGCAUACAUUAAAACAGGAUGUCCUGCGCUUAGCAAUCAAAGUUCUAAAUUUUAUAAGAGUGCUGUCAAAUUACCAUGAGAACUGGAUGUUCUCACAUUCACAUUCUCAUAAAUACAUUAUAGAUGGAGUAAAAGCCUGUUUCUACUAUACUGGUGCCCUCUUGAUACAUCCUUCUCUUCUUAAAAUGCUUGUGAAACAGCCACGGUCAAAACCAGUCACCAAAAUUACUUCUUUAACAGGCGAUGAAACUGAAUCAGCUCCAGAGAUAGUAGAAGUUCAGAACAGGUUACUGGAAGUGGCAGUCAUGUGCUUGGUGAUUUUAAGACCAUUUGGACCAGGAUUGCUACCAUUACUAAAUGGAAAAAUGGAAGAAUAUGUUGACUGGCAGCCUAUUGUUGAUACUAUUUUCAGCACACCAAUGUUAGAUGAAGAUUCUCCAAUUCCAAAUUUGACAUUUGGAGCUUUGAUUACAAUGAUAAACAUUUGCACACAGGCACUGUCAAAGGGUAGUCGAACAGGACAGUCCACUCCAAGCACAUCUGUGCGGUAUAGCACAGUAUCAUCUGGUCUGAGUACAGUGUGGGUGUCAACACUUAAUAAACAAAAGUGCACUGUGCUAUUGGAGUUAUGCCUUGAACUUGUUAUCACUCAGGGGCUCCUUCAUUCAGCAGAGCUCCCACAGAUUAAGAGAGAGAUGUUCCACAGAAACUUGAGCAUGGAAAUGACGCUUUUUCUGGAUUACACUAAACGAUUUGCAAGGGAAACUUCUGUUAGUAAGUCUGACACUACAGGUAAUGUGGAAUCUGUUCCUAGAAGUCUUGCUCGAGGUUUUGAUGUUGAUCAAAUUGCAGCAGCAAUGGUUCCUCUGAAGCGUAGUCUUAGUGAUCCAAAUAGGACCUUACGUCGAUCUUUAAAUGCAGAGAGUCCAAAGACUAAAGAGGAGGAAAGUGUGCAAAAGAACUUACCUCACAAUUUUCCUGGCAGAAAUAUUGGAUCACCAUUAAAGUCACCAGGAUCACCAUCACCAUUUCGCAGAGUUUUGACAGACACACCAUAUUUUCGUCAAGAUCGUGACCAUGCACAAUUGCCAUCAGAUGGAGAUCGUACCUUUCUGCAGUGCAACGAACAACAGUCCACAAAUGUUCCAGUUAUGUCUACUCCAGGAAAGUCACUAAGCACUGAGUUACAAAAAAUGUUUGAAAAGUUGAUAAAACCACAGACUGCAAAAGUUAUUAAGGAGUCUCAGUUGCCGACUCUCUAUGAAGACAUUUCUCCUACUCGUGCAAGAACACAGCUGAUUAAUUUUAAAGAAUGUUCAAGUGAGAAUUAUUGUCAGUUGAUGGCAUAUAUUAUUAACAGCAUUUUUAGUUAAACUGUUGUGAAGCACAUUUUUGUGAAUGUUGGAAAACAUAGGUGAGUGAAUUUCUUGUCCAUUUGUCCCAGUCUUCUGUGUGUGAUGUAUUACUGACUGUCAUUAUUUGAAAGUGAUACCAGUACUGAACUGAAUUUGUACUGCUACACCCAAGAGAAUGAUAAAUGUCUGCCUGUAAUGUGAUUUUAUUGAAAACAUUUUGUACAAAAAAAAAAACAUUUUUUAUAAAAUAAAAAAGAUUUGGUUUA